Molecule: messenger RNA, 731 nt
Organism: Lynx canadensis (Canada lynx)
Lineage: Eukaryota; Metazoa; Chordata; Mammalia; Carnivora; Felidae
Gene: GUCA2A
Product: guanylate cyclase activator 2A
Exons: 4
Coding region: 147-509 (120 amino acids)
Cellular component (GO): extracellular region
Molecular function (GO): guanylate cyclase activator activity
Source: RefSeq, a predicted model, not a curated record
UAUCUGGUUAGGCCUGAGUUGAAAGCAAGCUGGUGACAUGCUGACAUGGUUCCCGGGUUACUCAGUAACCUUGCCCUCUUUAAAAAUCCCACUGUUUCCCCCUGGCAUCCAGAACCGACCGCUUCUCCCUCCUGGGCACUGCUGCCAUGAAUACCUUCCUGCUCUCUGCACUGUGCCUCCUCGGGACCUGGGCAGUCCUGGCAGGGGGAGUCACCGUACAGGAUGGAGAGUUCUCUUUUUCUCUGGAGUCAGUGAAGAAGCUCAAAGACCUUCGGGAGCUCCAGGAGCCCAGCAUUCGGAACCGUAGUAAGAGUGGUGGGCCCGUGGUUCCCAAAGCCUGCAGCCACCAGAAGUUUCCCGAAGAACUCAAGCCUCUCUGCAAGGAGCCCAAUGCCCAGGAGAUCCUCCGGAGGUUGGGGCCGCCAGGAUGGAGUGAGGGAGGAAAUGUCUUCCUUCCAUCUAGAGCUGGCCAGAGGGUCCUGGGGAGCCCAGGAAGAUCAGGAACAUGAUGCUGGAGAAGCAGAGAGUGACUCGGGUUCAAGUCCCGGCCCUCUCCUUCCUAGCGGGGCCUGGGCAUGCCUCUUACACUCUCCGGGCUGGAGUUUCCCUGCUGACUCUGUGGACAGCAUCAACUGACAGGGUGGCCGUGAAGAGAGAAGACCAGCAAAGGGACUGACACAGGCCUGGCACUUAGUAGGUGCUCAAUAAAUGCUAGUAAGUCGCUAUUGUCA